UAAAAGUUCUCUACUACUCCACUCUACUCUUCACACUUUCUGCUUGAUCGCAAACCAACAAUCUUAUGGAAACAUAACUAAAUCAUUAAGUUAUUAAUAUUUAUGUCUUUCGCCAAACCUCUCAUUUUUAUCUUUCUGAAAUAUAUACAUGUUUAUCUGUGUUUUACAUUGUAAAUAAUUUUUUCUUAUUGUGUUAAAUAUCGAUUUCUAUUACUUUCUCAAAAUGUCAUCUGUUCAAGUUUGCGUUGAAGCCCAACAAGAAUAUCAAGUACAAGAAAUAACUUACGAUGGUCAAGAAAUCUAUUCACAGCCUCUUUCUAUGUCAGAAAACCUGACACGUCUUGCUCAUAAAAUAGAUUUCGGGAAGACUGACAAUGAAUUACAAACAACUGAAACUGUAGAAGAAGAAAGCAAAGAAUUAGCUACAUUUCAAGCUUCAUUGUGGCCAUGGGAUUCAGUUCGAACGAAACUGAGGUCAAUGUUAACAGAAGUCUGUGUUUUAGUGGAUGUUUUAAAUAUAUCAAAAGAAAAACAUUAUAUGGUUCUUGAUCCUGUCUCUCAAGAUCCUCCUGAUCCCAAGCCUUUUGUUGUUCUCCUUCAAAAGAAAAAAGCUUUAGCUAAUGCUGCUAGUAUAAUUUUAAGAGGUGCUGAGCGUUUACGCGAUUCCCAAUGUGAAAAUACUAGAAACCGUGCAAUUUCUGAUUUUCAUCUGGAACUACUUCAUAUGCGACAAGUCUGGAGGUUAAAGAAAGUGGGAAAUAAUAUUUUAGGAGACCUGAGUUAUCGUAGUGCUGGCUCUAGAUUUUGGCAGUCUGGUGUCUUUGAAGUUACCAAAACAGAAACAUCAGAUAAUGCUGUCGUACCUGUUCCUCCAAGUGUUCCAUUAAGGGGCAAUGCAAUUAAAGUAAACUUACCAAAUGAACUGGAAGGAGUCAGCUAUAUCCAGGUCUCUAUACAAAAUGAUACUGAAACAAUUGCGAGCGGGGAACUCACUAUUCCUGUUACACCGAAUAGCCUUGCACCUGAUAUUAAUUGGCAACAAAAGCUAGAAGCUGCCCAAAAUGUGUUAUUUUGUAAAGAGCUUUUUUCUCAACUUGCGAGUGAAGCUGUUCAAAUGCAGUCGAGUAUCCCAAAUUUGGUUGUUGGUAAUCAAAUAACUACCUCACUUUUCCCUGGUGUUCAGCUUAGCAUUGGGUUGUGUCACACAAGUGUUCAAGAUAGAGUGAAGCCAGCCCCUGGGACUCAAAGUAAUGAGCACAAACCAGUUCUAGAACAUUCACUUCAUCAGCUGUUGCGAGAAUUACACUAUAAUGCAAUCCAUCACCCUAUGCCUCACCCAACUACUUCAUCCCUUGGUAUUAGUAAGCGCAGAAGGUUAGCUGGACCUGAAGCAUCAGACAUUGAAACAAUUCGACGAUCAAUUGAAUAUGAAAGUUUACUAGAUCAGAUUAUAAAGCAAACUCGUCAUGUUGUCCUUCGUUUAAGAACUAUGUACAUAAUUGAUACAUUUGCGUGCGAAAUAAAAGAUCCUUUGAUAGUAGCCCACUGGCUGUGUUUAAAUAGCCCAACUUUAAGCAGUGUUAAGAUCAAUAUUAUGACUUAUGGAUACGAAACUAUGUGCAGAACACCUCUUGUUAUACAUGUAGAAGAAAAAAAUCUGAAAGCUAUUUGUAGGGAUGGACGAACAAUGAUGCUUUCAUAUGAGGCACAAGAGCUCCGAUAUUUAUUAAUGUGCCAGGCUUCUCAACAUCAAGUUAUUGCUGCUCAAGCUUUAGCGAAAUUGAUGGGCUGGAAAGUGCUAUCUUCUGGUAUUAAUUUAGGUGUUGGAAGUGUAGAACCAACAGGAAAUGCUUCUUCUGUUCUAAUGACUUCUCCUACUGGUGAUAGGGUCAUUGCUCUUCGAUGCAGUCCGAAAAAUGGCAUUCAUGUCAGUGUUUCGUUUUCUCCACAAACUACAGACUUUUAUCCCAGUACAUUAGUACGAGACAGAAAAUGGCAAAACUUAUCUGGGAGCUUCAGAGAAGUCAUUUUAGAAAAAAUGGAAGGAAAAAACUUCUUAAACAAAUUAGAGCACUUAAUGGCAGCACUAACUCCUUGUUGAGUUUUUUUUUUUUUCAUAAAGGUGGUGUAAACAUCCAUUGCAGUUGCUGAUAAUCAGCAGGUUCAAAACAUUUUAUAGAGUUUAAGACAAUUUUAUCACUGAUUUGAAUGCAUCGUCAUAUGCAUAUUGUAUAUUCAGUGAAACCUAUACAUGUAAGAAUUUUAAAAUUUAUUACUUUUCAUAAGCAUGUUAAUGAAAAGUAACACCAUAUUUGCAGCAGUAUCUUUAAAAUGACUGCAAUGUAAUUUUUCAUAGUGAAUGUAAAUGUAUGUAAAUAAAAUUUCAUUAUAUUUUUCA
Molecule: messenger RNA, 2398 nt
Organism: Parasteatoda tepidariorum (common house spider)
Lineage: Eukaryota; Metazoa; Arthropoda; Arachnida; Araneae; Theridiidae
Gene: MED17
Product: mediator complex subunit 17
Biological process (GO): regulation of transcription by RNA polymerase II
Cellular component (GO): mediator complex; core mediator complex
Molecular function (GO): transcription coregulator activity
Source: RefSeq, a predicted model, not a curated record